Messenger RNA from Salvelinus namaycush (lake trout), 1708 nucleotides. It is a transcript of the gene otx1, whose product is annotated as orthodenticle homeobox 1. Gene Ontology annotation, biological process: multicellular organism development; regulation of transcription by RNA polymerase II. Bases 68 to 1063 code for a protein of 331 amino acids. Lineage: Eukaryota; Metazoa; Chordata; Actinopteri; Salmoniformes; Salmonidae. The transcript is spliced from 3 exons. Gene Ontology annotation, cellular component: nucleus. Gene Ontology annotation, molecular function: DNA-binding transcription factor activity, RNA polymerase II-specific; RNA polymerase II cis-regulatory region sequence-specific DNA binding. The record is from RefSeq and is a predicted model, not a curated record.
CAAGCUGCAACAUCGGGGGAAAUCGAACUAUUGGCAAGAUCUGGGGGGACCCGUGACUGCCUCUAGCAUGAUGUCAUACCUCAAACAGACCCCCUACGGCAUGAAUGGCCUAGGGCUCAGCGGCUCCGCCAUGGACCUACUGCACCCGUCUGUGGGCUACCCAGCGACGCCUAGAAAACAGCGUCGUGAACGGACCACGUUCACGCGCUCGCAGUUGGAUAUCCUCGAGUCGCUCUUUGCUAAAACUAGGUAUCCGGAUAUCUUCAUGCGCGAAGAGGUCGCACUGAAAAUUAACCUUCCGGAAUCCAGGGUCCAGGUGUGGUUCAAGAACCGACGGGCGAAGUGUCGGCAGCAGGCACAGAGCGGCAACAGUACCAAGGCCCGUCCGGCUAAGAAGAAGUCAUCUCCGGCGAGGGAGAGCACCGGGUCGGAGAGCAGCGGCCAGUUCACCCCGCCUGCCGUCUCCAGCACAGUCUCCUCCUCUUCUUCCUCCUCCUCCACCAAUCACGCGGGGGCGGGCCUCAGCAACACCUCUACCUCCAUCAGCACCGUCUCGUCCAUUUGGAGUCCCGCCAUCUCCCCGGGCAAUGGCCCGUUAACACCCGCCUCCGCCCCGCCACUCGCCGAGCCCCCAGGACCCCCGUCCAACGCCUCCUGCAUGCAGCGGUCGGUCUCGGGGUCGGUCUCGGCCGCCGCCUCCUAUCCCAUGUCCUACAACCAGACAACAGGCUACGGCUCCUACAACCCUACCCCGUCCAGCUCCUACUUCAGCGGGGUGGACUGCGGCUCCUACCUGGCCCCCAUGCACUCUCACCCACACCACCAGCUCAGCCCCAUGACGGCCUCUUCUAUGUCGGGUCACCCGCACCACCACAUCAGUCAGUCUUCAGGACACCAUCACCACCAUCACCAGGCGUACGGAGGCUCCGGCCUGGCCUUCAAUGGCUCAGACUGCUUGGAUUAUAAAGAGCAGACAGCGGCCUCCUCGUGGAAACUCAACUUUAAUGCCAGUGACUGCUUGGACUACAAAGACCAGGCCUCCUGGAGGUUCCAAGUCUUGUGAGGACUACAAAGACCAGGGGACUCAUGUCUUGUGAUUGGUUUACUUUUUUUCUCCCUUCUGUAUUUUCUCUCCCUUCCUAUUUGGUUUCCUCACUCAUCAUUUGUUGAUUUUUUUAAAGAGAAAAAAGUAUAUCAACGUUAAAAAGUAACAGCAAUUAUAGUUUGGAUGGACAGAAGCUCAUUGAUUGGACUUAUUUUUAUUAUUUUCAAUAAACGGUCCCUUUUUAAGCUUAUGAAAACAACUUGAGAGGAGAGAGGGCUGUGGGCUUGAUUGAAAAGACGUUUUUACUUUUGUCAAUGAAGAAAUGUUUCGACCUUUUAUGGACUGUUUUAACAAAUGUUUCAACCAAACUUCUGUGACCACUAGCGUCCUCCUGUCCUGGCUCUGGCGAUGCACUCACGUCUGUCUCUAGAACGAUGAGGAUUACCUACCGUCACGUGCCAGUGCACGCGCUGCUUACCUCCGUCCAUUUCCAAUCAAAUCCUGUUUUUAUUUCUGAAAUGUGUUAUUUUUAGGAUGAAAGAGAUUUUAGUCAGCGACGUAAAGGCGCUGAAAUAUGUAUAUAUGUAUUUUGGUCAGUUACAGUGACCACGUUUAGUUGGUGUUUCUGAAUUUGAAAUUGUUUAAGAACUUUGAAACAACUAU